This is a messenger RNA of Adineta ricciae, 1203 nucleotides long. The record is from the annotation of a GenBank genome assembly. NCBI's taxonomy places the organism in Eukaryota, Metazoa, Rotifera, Eurotatoria, Adinetida, Adinetidae.
AUGGCGCCUUCGACCUGGCUAUACAGUUUAACAAUGAAUAUGGUGGAAUAUUACGAUCAAAAUCGUUGGCGACCGAUUUUUCAUCGAGCUGCCAUUGAUGAAAUGUGGGUGCCGUAUGCUGAUGCAAGUCCAUCGCAUAGUUAUAAGAACGCAUUCGAUGUUGGUGAAGCUGGUCUUGGUUUACUAGCAAACAGUUUAGUACUCGGUUGUGACUGCCUUGGUGAAAUCCGCUAUAUGGAUGUCGUCGUCAAUAACAAUCAAGGGCAAGCUUUGCUAUUGAAAAACGCAAUUUGUAUUCAUGAGGAGGAUAUUGGAUUACUUUGGAAACACACUGAAUUUGUUGAUCAACGUACUCAAUGCCGUCGUUCCAGACGUCUUGUCGUUUCGUCAGUUAUUACCGUUGGUAAUUAUGAAUAUGGUCUCUUCUGGUACUUUUUUCAAGAUGGUACCAUUCAAUUCGAAGGCAAACUCACCGGAAUCAUUGCUCCAGGUGCUUAUGAAAUCGGUAAACCACCCGUAUCCGGUGGAAUGGUAGCUGAGGGUGUGUAUGGUCCACAUCAUCAACAUUUUUUUAAUAUGCGUAUUCAUUGGAUGUUGGACGGUGUCGCCAAUUCUCUCGUGGAAAUCAAUUGUGAACCGAUAGAAAAAGGAGAGAAGAAUCCAGCUGGAAAUGCUUGGAUGGCGAAAGAAACAAUUCUGAAAACAGUUGGUGAAGCACGACGAUGUCACGAUGAAAGAAAAGGUCGCUAUUGGAAAGUUAUUAAUUCCCAAGUUACCAAUCAUGUUGGUCAACCAGUUGCUUACAAGUUAGUUCCAUCUGGUCCAGCAUGCUUUCCAUUAUGUGACAUCGAUUCACCACAAGGUCGGCGAGGUGCAUUUGCGCGUAACCAUAUGUGGGGAACACGUUAUCGUCCCGAUGAACUUUAUGUCGCUGGUUUCUUUUCUAAUCAAUCAAAAGGUGACGAUGGUAUCACUGUUUAUAGUGAACAACAUAAAGAUGAAUCAUUAGUUGAUAGUGAUCUUGUUACUUGGUACACAUUCGGUGUUAACCAUGUUGUUCGAUCAGAAGAUUGGCCUGUGAUGCCGGUUGAAACGGUUGGCUUCCGUUUACAACCGGUAGGAUUUUUUGCAGGUAGUGCAGCUAUGGAUGUUCCACCAUCGACUCCGAAGAACUGUCAUGGAGAUAGUUGUUCUAAACAAUAG